This is a messenger RNA of Pan troglodytes (chimpanzee), 2235 nucleotides long. Its product is annotated as ectonucleotide pyrophosphatase/phosphodiesterase family member 7. Bases 1317 to 1694 code for a protein of 125 amino acids. NCBI's taxonomy places the organism in Eukaryota, Metazoa, Chordata, Mammalia, Primates, Hominidae. The transcript is spliced from 3 exons. The record is from RefSeq and is a predicted model, not a curated record.
UUGAACGCCUGACCUCAGGUGAUCUGCCCAACUUGGCUUCCCAAAAUGCUGGGAUUACAGGUGUGCCACCAUGCCCGGCCUUAAUUCAUUUCUAAAUCACAAAAUCUAAACAACAAGUGGCUAGGAGCUACCAUAGUGUACAAGGCAGCUGUAGAAUCACAGGAAAUUGUCAAUGACCCUGUCCUGCUUCAAGUUGACUUUUCCCCCUCAUGGUGAGACUCUAGAUUCUUUCCUCUUCUCUCACAUUUUUUAGACUUUCAGGAUUAGACCAUGAAAAUAAGUUCUGUCCUUCCAAGAAAAUAACGUUCAUAACACUUACUGUAUACCAGGCUGAUUUCAGUGCUUUACAUGAAUUAAGUUACAACAACUCUGAGGCAGGAGCUGUGAUUAUGCCCAUUUAACAGAUGACAAAACCGAGGUACAAAGCAGUGCUGGAACUUCUCAAAGUCACACAGGUAGCAGGAGGCAGAGCUCGGAUUUGAACUCACUUUGGUUUCAGCAACUCACAGCUCACACCUAUGACAUAAUAUUACUUCUGUGGUCAAAACACUGAGACCUGGAUUUCACAGGAAUCUUGUGCUUGCCUGGCUGCUAGGGAGGUUUUCAUCAUCUUCCUUAUCUCACGGUUCAAAACCCACGGCCUCCCUGCUCUUGCUAUGGUGGCCGUUCACUGGCAGGAGGCUUCUGGGAAGGUUCUCCUUUUCUGUCAUUUAUCUUAUUCGUGGUUUUUUGUCUCAUUGGUGUUUAUCUGCAGAACUUUGUUUCCUUCUGCUCAAUUCAUAAUCAGAGUGCUUUUCCUCCUGGCUCAAUUCAUAAGUGUUUGUGCAAAAAGAGGUUGGCGCAGAGCCAGGCGACUGACGACACCCGGCUCGUCUGGCAAGUGGAUAUCAAAUUGUUGUAUCUCGUUCUGCCAUUCACAGCUCCUGCUGUGGGGCUGGGUCAUCUGCCAGCUCUCCAAGGAGCUGGUGGGAAACAGCUGCAACCAGAGCGAACCGCCGCCCGGGUGAGCCCGCCUCAGCACAGCAUUCCAGCUGCCCCCAGUGCCUUUUGGGGACACAUCUGCAUUGCCAGGCAGGGCUGUGGGAGGGUCGCCUGCCUCCUGUCCAUCACAGGGAAAACCUACCCUUGUCCCGCAUCCCUUCCAGGCAGGCUGUGUGGGGAUUGCUGCGAUCACCUUUAAUAUGGCUAAAAUGUUUUCCUUCAAUGACAGUAAUGCUGCCAGAACCCAUCAAGACACCCAGGAACUGAUGUGCCUUGGCAGAUGAUGCUGGAAAGAUGGGAUUCCCGGCAGCCUUUGCAUCUUUUGCUCACAGCCCAUGAGCAUCUCCACUGUCCAGCAGUUGCAGGGGAACAAAGCGGCAUCAUUCCACUAUUCCAAGGGAGGUGCUAAAUACGAGGGUGAGGCUGUCAAGCGGUCCCUGGUGGAGUCCUACACUCACCCAAACAGCAACGAGACAGAGCGGAGGGAGAACAUCGAUACCGUCAUGAACUGGUUCACCAAGGAAGACUUUGACUUUGUGACUCUGUGCUACAGAGAGCCAGAUAACGUGGGACACCGUUUCGGGCCAGAGGGAGAGAAUAGGAAGUUGAUGAUUCAGCAAAUCGACAGGACCAUCGGGUAUCUGGUGGGAGCCAAGGAGAAGCACAGCCUGCAGAGCACCUCGGCGUCAUCAUCACAUGAGACCAUGCGAUGACCACCGUGAAGAAGUGACCCAAUGUCAACAAGAUCCCUUGUCCAACUACAUCAAGUUCUGGGACUUGGUCAAGUUUGAUAUUGUGGGCUACGGUGGCUUUGGGAUGCCCCUGCCCAAAUUGGGGCAAGAGGAAGCCCUUUAUGAGGCACUGAAGAAUGCGUACCCUCACCUCCACAUCUGCACGAAGGAGGAGUUUCCAGAACACUUCCAUCUCGCUAAACAUGACCGGGUUCUGCCAAUCGCGAUGUAUGCCAACUCUGGUUACAGUAUCAAUGGGGCAGAGAGCUGAUCAAAACAGCAAAAGCAAAGCAGUGCCCCUGGCCCAGUUCUGAAGCCAACCUUCCUUAAUCACCCACACCCAUCCCUGGUUAGGACUUGCUGUGGAUUCUAGGUGACUCCAUCUCAGGAUACAGGGACUGAGAGGGUGUAUGCAACAUCUCAGACCCAGAAACCGUUGAUUCUGCCGAAAAACACAGCAAUAACCACAUCCCAUCCUCUUGAUUUAAAUGAAAGGGUUUGGGGGAAUAAAAGAUGAACCUUU